UCCGCAACUUGUAAUUAAUCAUCAAUUUACUUCCAAAUCAAUCUGGAUAAGGAUCAUCACGUGAUUAUCUUCUCUAAAUAAUUCCGAAAUUCAGCCGUGCUUCCAUCAGUAAAUCGAAUGAAUUUGGAAGAGAUUUUAUCAAUUUUUUGAGCAACACGGAGUAAAAAAAAGUUAUAAAUUCUAUCGAAUUUGUAACGAAGAUCAAGUCGAAGGAAACAUAAAUAAGAAAUGCCCCACUAAAACUAUCCUUCAUUUCACAUCCAUCUAUUCAACUCCAAAAAUGUCUACUCCAAACACAGAACCUCCCCAAUUUAUCCCCCCUCCUGCCGAACCAUCCCCGCCAAAUGCUGCUACCGCUGGUCGGCCAGCCCCUUCCACGCCCACGAUUCGAUUCGGCGUCACUGCAACCGUUAGAGCCACCCAGCAUCAACUUCCCUCCUCAAAUCGUACCAAUUUAGGCGGCUCGUCGGGGGGCACCAACGUUCCCCCCGCGACGAACAAUAACGCCGGCGAGGUUCCACAACAAACGCAGAAUCUCUUUCAAAUGAGGGAUCGCCUCUUUUUAGCCCUGUUUUUCCGUGUUUCGCUCAUCUACGCGAGAACAUGUCCGAAAAAUAUACGCCGAGCGUUAGAAUUUCUACUGCUAAUGCAAUCCAUAAUUUUGCUCUUUAUUUUGGGAUAUAUUCACAUCGUGUAUACGCGAUCGCCGACCACGUGUCUGACCGAGUAUAAGGAUUCCUGGCCGAAAAAUGGGGUGUUGAGGGUGGAAAUCACGUACAAUAAUGAAGGAUACGAUUUGAUGAAGUCGUACGGAAAAGAGGAGAGGAUGCGGCAACGAGCGACAUCGUCACAGUUUGUGCAGUAUACGGACGAGUUCUUUUCAAUGAUGAUGACGGCGGAUUCCGCCAUCUUGGACAAAGUCGUCUCCACCGCGGGCGACAUUUAUGCCUCCGUCACCGGGGACACAUCCACCCAAACCACCGACAAGGUCAUCCCAACUUCCUCCGUUGACACAGAACCUCCCAGACACAGUUCGGGGGCUGGGGCGUCAUCCACAACGACGACGGAUUCUUCUCCGCCUUCCAGCACACUUACGCCUGGCGGAAAUAGUCCAGAAAACGGCGACGUCGUCGACGAAUCCGAAGCGAAUAAGAAGCAUGACGAAAUUGAUCCAAGCCAAAAUCGAAGCGCGGCCGAAUUGGAGGACGAUAUUCUCGUGCAAGCCGCAGAAGGCGACGAGGAGCGGAGUAGCAUUGCUGAAGCUGACAUAGACGGAAUUUCCCCCUCAAUCCCCAUCACGGCGAGUGGAGAGGGCAGUAGUUCCACGGGGGCAGGGGGAGGCUCGGAAGGAUAUGAACAUAUUGACGUUAACAAUCCGGAUUCCCCAUAUUUCAACAAGACUCCGGAAGAGAUCGAAAUCAUGAAGCUGCAAGAGAAGCAUAUUGAAGAUGACAAAUUAUUAAAUUCCAGUGUCACCGAUUACGAGAUGUUUUCAAACUCUGUGUGGAUCCAGGAGCAAGCAUACAUUGUCGAAUACGCUUUGGAGUACGGAUUCCUCCGUCUCUCUCCCGACACGAGGCAAAAACUGGGAAUUCCUGUAAAGCUCGUGGUCCUCGAUCCCAGCAAGGAAACCUGCUUUGGCGAUUACUUUAGUCUCUUCGUACUCGAAAAUAUUUUGGGUUAUGAUGAUAUUCUGAUGUCGAGCAUCAAAAAUCUGGCCGAAACCGAAGAAAAUAAGGGUUACUUGAGAAACGUCGUGACCGGGGAACAAUUUCGCUUCGUGCCGAUGUGGAUGGCUCGAACAUCUUACAUUCCUGCUUUGCUGAUCAUGCUAGUUUUUACCGUUUCAAUUUCCAUGCUUCUCCGGUACUCGCACCAUCAAAUUUUCGUCUUUAUUGUCGACUUGCUGAACAACAUUGAGGGUGCGGCGGGAGCCAUACAUAUCCCGGCCGCUCCAUUAUUCACCGUUAUUCUCGCACUCGUAGGGAUGGAAGCAAUCAUGUCGGAGUUUUUUAACGAUAGUUCGACCGCUUUUUACGUCAUCUUGAUUGUCUGGAUUGCCGAUCAGUACGACGCCGUUUGCAGCCAUACCAGCAUAACAAAGACGUUCUGGGUCAGGUUCUUCUACCUCUACCAUUUCGCCUUCUACGCGUAUUCCUACCGAUUCAAUGGACAAUACGGCGGACUGGCGCUCCUCGUCUCGUGGUCUUUCAUCCAGCAUUCAAUGGUCUUCUUCUACCACCACUACGAACUCCCCGCCAUACUUCGCCAAGCGCAUCAAACCCACUACCCGACCAGACUCCCCACCACGCGACAAGCACGUGGCGGGUCAGCCCCACCAGACCCCACACCUUCCCCUGCCCCUCACCCCAAUCCCGAACAAUCAUCUGUACCCCCACCCCCCACAAAUAAUCCCCCUUUAACAACCCCAACCCCCUCAACCCCUCUAAUUUCCUCGUCAUCCCCACUCUCCCCCACGACACGGCCACACUGGUCAACGUCCACCCGGGUAGCCCCCGUCAUCACAGAAACUUCAUCAUCUUCAGACGUCCCCCUCGCCCCCACAAUUUUUAACCGGGUAUCACCCGAAAACGUCGCCUCGUUACUGCUCCAAAAUGGUCGUGGAGGAGCAGAAUCCAGCCCCCAAGACGUCGCCCCAACUAUUUUUAAUCAUCGGGGAGAGUCCUCACUACUUCGAGCUGGUCAAAGUGGUGGUGGUGAAAGUAACACAGCUUGUAACCGUGUGAGCAGUGGUGGUGUGAAUAAUAAUGAGUGUAAUCCGACCCCAAAAGUCCACCACGAUGUCGUCGUUACGCAAGAAGAAACUCCUCUUCCUCCUACUUCAAACCCCGCUCAAAUUACGACUUCUCCGAAUUUUAGUGAAAGUCAGAGUCACCACGACCAAGGAAAUCUCGGCGGAGUGGUGAAUGCUUCUGGUAUCUCCUCCUCUGGUCUCCUCUCGCCGCAUCAGGAUGGUGACGGCUUAAGACAUCGAUUUCCUACGAGUGAUGCUCCUGCUGAUGGAGAAGCUGGGGAGGCCAUCACCACUCCACGAAUGAGGAUGACAAACAUGAUGGAAGAACUGGAUUGAUCACACCAAACAGCCAACAAGAUAAUAAUAAUAAUGAUGAUGACGGGGUGCAGCCUGCUUUAAGAAGAAGAAGAGUUGAAGAAUUGCGAUAAUGACGUCGGGAGACGGAGCUUGAGAUGAGAAGAAAACCGAGAAAAUCAUCAAAAACACAACCCAACAACCCUUCCCCUCCCCAAAAAACGUAAAGUUUCCUAUCCCCUCUCAAAAUGCAAAAGUUAUAUCAUGAUAAGAAUUUUACACUCACCGGAGAAAGUCAAAUUUCCGAAAAAAUGCAUAAUAACUAGAAAUGUUUGUUCUCUUCUCAAGUAUUAUUCAUUCAUAAUCAAUAAAUAUGCAUAAUAAUUUUCAAUUUAUUACUAUAUUUACAUUUACAUAAUUAUUUAUGCAAUACUCAACUGGCUUGCGUUGCAUAAUUGUAAAAAUAGUUAAGAAAUAUGUGUCCUUGCAAUUUAAUAUUAACUUACAUAUGUAUCCCUUUAAAGAAAAAGCUAUUCUUGGAAUGUGGAGGGAGAUAUGUAUCGUCAUUAUUUUGCAUAUUAUGUGAUAAAAUAUACAUAAAUAGAUUAAGGAAUCGAUCACGUACGUAAAUAAGUUAGUUCGUCUCCGACGAGUUACUAAAUAUAGCGUGGAAUUAUUCGUGCUAGCCACCUCAUUUGGAUAUUUUGACCCAGAAUUCAUUCAACAUAGAAAAUAGGCAUUGUCCAAUUUAUGCAAAUGAGGUGACACGCACAAAUAAUUCUACUUAAUGUACUGUGGAAUUAUUGUUGUGGUUCACCUCAUUUGCAUAUUUUGACGCAUUCCCCCUCGAGUUCAACAUAGAAAACCACACAAUGGGCAUAGUGGGAUUUAUGCAAAUGAGGUGACACACACAAAUAACUCCACCGUACUUUCAACCUAAUAAUAUCCUACAUACGUAUUCUUGUUAAAUUCCCAGAAACUAAAAGUGCUAAGUAAUCUUGUCAUUCAAUUUUUAGCAGGUCUUGGCAAAUACUAAAUUUAAGAGUAAACUCUGUAAAUAUGUAAAUUCAGUAAGUUUUUUGCAGUAAACUUAUCAUCGCUUCCACGUACGUAAAUAAAUCAACUACGCCAUGAAAUUGGGAGGAAAUAUAUCUAUAUAUUUUGUAACCUUGCAAAAACAAUUCACGCAGCCAAUAAAUAUUACAUGUAUUUACUUAUUAAUAAAUAGUAAAUUACACUUAAUAGUUCAUCAUAAUAAAUAGUGUUGAAAUUAUUUAAAUUACGUAUCCGUAGUAUUUUACUAGUAAACGAGAGAUUGCGAAGUAUGUAGUAAAACUACUAAAAAAAUUGUAGCUAUGUAAUUUACAUAUGUACAUCUUGUUAACUAAUUUACAUAAAUAAAUAGUCAUCAUGAUGUCCUCUCGAGUAGAAUAAUUGCGUAACGUUGCAAUGAAAAUGAAUAUUAUUGUGUAGCAAGCAGCUCUAUGUUACUUUACUUUACUUGUUAUCCAUCCGGUCAAACGGUGGUCAUUAAAUAAAAACAUAAUCAAUCUUCAGAAAAAGAAA
This is a messenger RNA of Folsomia candida, 4615 nucleotides long. RefSeq names its product membralin. Gene Ontology annotation, cellular component: endoplasmic reticulum. The record is from RefSeq and is a predicted model, not a curated record. The transcript is spliced from 14 exons. The coding region runs from base 281 to 3091 and encodes 936 amino acids. Lineage: Eukaryota; Metazoa; Arthropoda; Collembola; Entomobryomorpha; Isotomidae. Gene Ontology annotation, biological process: positive regulation of ERAD pathway; response to endoplasmic reticulum stress.